Besnoitia besnoiti is the source of this 6687-nucleotide messenger RNA. RefSeq lists its product as uncharacterized. NCBI's taxonomy places the organism in Eukaryota, Apicomplexa, Conoidasida, Eucoccidiorida, Sarcocystidae. The record is from RefSeq and is a predicted model, not a curated record. The coding region runs from base 1 to 6687 and encodes 2228 amino acids. Gene Ontology annotation, molecular function: protein binding. The transcript is spliced from 11 exons.
AUGAAGGGCAACGACGCGGAAGAUGAGUGCGAGGGCGUGGACACGGACGCAGAGAGGAAACGCGACGACGGUCGCGACGCGUCCGCCGGAAGGAUGCAGGAAGCAGAUGUAUCUGUCUCCGCUGCAGCCGAGAGGCGCGACGGCGACGGCCGAGAGAACUCUCCUCAGGGAAGUCAAUCGUCUAGGUUUUCUUCCCACGACUCCCCGCGCGCGUCCUCUUCUCAUCGGUCCUCUCUUGCGCGCUCGUCAUCUGCCUCGCCUUCGCCUGCCUCUGCGUCUUCGCGGGCGUCGCCUGCGUCCUCCUUUCGUUCUUUUUCUCUUUUCUCGCCUCCUUCCUCGCCGCUCGCGCCGCUCUGCCGCAGUCUGCGGGCGCGAAAUCGCAGCACGACGGCGCCGCCGGGCACCCUCGGUGUGCGGCGAGGCGACGCGGGCAGGCUGUCCUCUGAAGGUUUUGAGACCUCGAAAGAUGCCGCUACCCUGAGAGCGCCCACUGAGCCUUCCAGCUCCUGCGGCGCGCCCUCGAGCCCACAGACAGCGGCGGUGUCGCCUCUUCAGGGGCGCGUGGACGGGUGCACGAACGGGCCGCUGGAGAGGAGCGAGUCUGAGAGAAAGGCGGAAGGGAGGGGGAGAGGCUUGAAGAGCUACUGGAACAAGCGACUCAGCCGGCGCUCUGCGACGGCCCCGGAUCUCUCGAGGUCCGCCACCGGGGAGCUGCUUGGAGGGCGCAAGAAGCGCCACGAAGAGGACGCCAGCGAGCGGAAACGCAUCGCCUUUUUCGAGUUUACGUCUGCGCGGCUGCUCUCGCGCUCGUUCGGAGCGGGAAGCAAAGGCGCCGCGCCCCGUGACAAGGAGAGCCUCGCGAAGUCACCCUUGCGGCCUCCCGCCGUAGAGGCGUCCGCCAUGGCGUCUUGCGGCGGCUCGUCGCCGUCUUCGGCUCCUGUGUCCGCUGCGCCCCCGCCGGCUGCGGAUGCCGCUUCUGUCUCUCCGUCCGCGCCGCCCGAGCCGCCUGCGUCUGAACAGUCAGCCGAGAGGCCAGCAGCCUGGGAAGCUGCGGGCGAGGCGAGCGUGCCGGCGGGGGACGCGUGUCCGCUCUCUGGGCUCCGUUUGCGCCCGCAGGUGCGCGAGAGUUUUGCCGAAGGAGGCCGCCUUCUUCAGGCGCUUUUGGCUCCUUUCGUGAAGCUUCCGGCGCCCGACUCGGCUUCUCUCUUCGGAUCGGCGCUCUCCACGCCGCGGGACGCCUCCACGACGCCGCCUGUCUCGCCCCUAUUCUCUCCGGCUCGCAGGCUGAAGCCCGUGCGCGGCUCCGCGUGUCCACCCGCUGCGGCGCCCUCCACAUUCGCGCCGCCGCUAGCGCCGCCUUCGUCGUGCCUGGCGUCAGCCGCAACCUCACUCGCGCACGCAGAGCGCGCCGAGACGCAGUUGGCGAAGGACGACGACGCACGCGAGAACCGACCCGCCAGCGACCGCGAAGAGGCGCAACUCAGCCUCCACGAGGCGGCCGCGCCGGUGAAAACGAGCGACGGCUUCGAGCGCGGCGUCAACUUCUUCAGAGACGGGCGUUCGCGCUCCAAGCCUCUCGCCGACUCGUCACCGCCGGGGUCUUCGGCGGGGGGACACUCCAGGCGCGCGAAGGGCGACACGGAGAGCGAGCCCGGUGCGCUCCCGCAGGAGCUGGAGGGGAAAGGCGCGGAGAAGAACGAAAACAAACGCGGCGAGCCGUUCGCGCCCACGCAGGGACCCCGGCCGACAGCGCUUCAGCCGUCUGCUCAGUGGAUGUUCGUUCGCACAGGUGGAGAGGUGCCCUCGCCUCGUUGUGCAAGCGCUGCGGCGGCAUGGGGUGACGCGUUUUUCUUCUUCGGCGGCCUCGAUGCGAACGGCCUUUGCCUGCCGCAGACCUUCAAGUUCUCGUUUCUGUCUCUCAGGGCUCAGCGCCACGUCUGGCUGCUUUCAUCCUCAGUUGGCGACGUGCUUGACAUCCUCGAUGAAGGGUUUCGAGAUCUCUUGCGCGCGUGCGAGCUGCUGCAGCGAGAAGGCAACGACAAAGCCCAGAACUCGCACGAGUCAGCGAGAGGCACGCUCACCGAUAAAGGGAGCGAGGACGCUAGGGUUCGAAGAGAGGAGACAGCAGCCGAGGAGACUUCGUGGAGCUAUGAGAAGAUCAUUGCUGAAACCGAGCGCUUGAGGAGUGAAUGGCAGAAAAGCGAGACAUUCGACUGCCUGCACCACUUCUGCGCGGAACUGCUCAAUCCGCAUCUGCACACGCGAGCGGGGAUUUCCUCGGACGCGGAGUUCAUUUCGAUGUGCUUCUUGCGGCAAGAGGAGCUGCUGCGUUCGCCGCAACUCCUCAGCGUCCUCGAACAAGUCGAGGACCUGCAGGCCGCCUUCGUCGGCGUCUCCGGGGGCUCCACGCCUACCGACGUCACCCAGCAGGCCGGCGCAGAGUGCCGCCGAGCCCGAGAGGACGCUGCGCACCCCCAGGCCGCGAACGGCGAGAAGGCCGCUCGCGCCCACGACGGGAGAGACAGCGAAAAAGGGCUUGGAGGCGAGAACGAGGUGGAGAGCGGGGCCGGAAACGGCGCGGAAGAUGCAGCGGUGCGGCGGCCCGGGGACCUCCAGCAGCCGCCCCUGGCGCCUUUCGCCCACGGCGACAGCCCCUGGAGUGCGAAGGCCUCGUCGCCACCGCCUGGGCCUUUCCCGGGCUCGCCCUCGCCCGCCGCCUGGAGGGGCGAUGCGACGAGCCCGUCGGCCCGCGAGGCGGAAGCGAAGGAAGCGAACGGCGUGGGGCUCCACGCGCCGUUCUUCUUCGACGAAUUCACCUCAAUCAACGACUCUGAGAAGCCCGAGACGCCGGGAGCGACCUGCGCAUCCGCCGCUGCGCGCGAGCGCGAGGAGCAGCUCGGCGGAAUGCCUGACAGCGACGCGGACGCAGGCCCGAUCCCGGCUCUCGCGAGCCAGACGAGGAAGCGAACCGCCAGGAUCAUUCGGUUUGGCGACCAAGUGCGAGUUCGAAAAUACGAUAAGCCGGAGCCCGAACGGCGUCUCCUCAAGCAACGCCUGGCUCCGGGCUCCAUCAGGUCCGAAGGCUCCGCGCCGCCUCCACAGGGGGUCGCUCUUCCUGGCCGCAGAGUUGGUUACUGGCAGGCGUUGCCUUCGCUGGAGGACCCCGCAUCGUUCGCCUUGUCGCCGCGGGCUCGCUUCGGCGCGGCUUCGUGCGCCUUCCUCUCCUCCUUUUUCCUCUUUGGCGGCGCCUCCUUCGCGUCGGCUUCGCUGCCGUCCUCGACGUUCUCGCUCGCGUCGUCUUCUGCGCGGUCUUCGGAGACGCCACUUGCUUCGGCGCUGCGCUCGCUCCGCUCCUUCCAGCGGCCGCUGCUCGCUGGGCUCCCGCGCGAGCUCGCGCGGUCGCCUUCUUUGUCGCCGUCACCGUCGAUUCGUGUUUCCUCUCGAUCAGGGAGUCUGCUCUCGCGGUUCUCCUCGGCAAGCGCGACCGCGGUCGCGUCUCCGGACGUGCCCCUCCGCGACCGCGAGCCGCUCGCGCGGUCGUUCGACGAGGCUUUCGCCCUGCUGGGCGAAACGGGGGGACGCGUCGAGAACGAGGCGCAGGAGAGGGAGACGCGGGUGCUCGCGGUGGAGUAUCUGAACGACUUGUGGAUUUUCGACAUGCAGGACGAAGUAUGGAGGCCUGCGCAUCCCGGCGUUCUCGCCCCCCCGUCCUGCCCGCCGCGGGCCCCGUCUCCAUCGCUCUCAUUUGUUGCUUCACCCGCGUCGUCUUCGUUGGUCACCUACGCGCCCCUGCGUGCUUCUUCAGCGGCCUCUUCGCACGCGCGUGUAGGAUCCGCGUGUGGCCUGUUGCCGGCGUCGUGCUCGUCGUCCCUUCCUGCGCCGCUGGCUGGCCUCGAAUCCGACUGCCACGGGGCAGCCGAAGAGACGCUGGGGCUCCACAGCGGAGACGGGGACAGCGGAGGCGGCGACAGCGCCGAUGCCUGCGGCGGCUGCGAGGCAGCGGCCGCAGUCCCCUCCGACCCGAUGCCUCACGUCGCCUGUCACACAGUCAGCCCUCUUGGUGCUGUCUCGCCUGCUGCGGAGCCCGUCUCGCCGGAAGGCGACGAGGGCCCCCCGCCAAGUGCCAGCGAGACGCGGACGCCUAAGGCGGAGAGAAGCGGAAAGCCGAGCGUGCCUUCCAAGCGGCGAGAUUGCGUCCUCUGCCCCGUCAGCCUUCCGCAGAGCGGCACCGGCAAAUCAAAUCUAGGCCUGCUUCUCUACGGAGGAAUCGGAGAAAACAAUCAACUGUUGAAGGACGUCUGGCUGUUUGAUCUGCAGGCGCGGCGGUGGAGCGCCGUGUCUCCGUCUUGGAUGACGCCGCCGCAGUUCUGGUUUGUCGCCUCUGCGUCGGUCGCUCCUCCGGGGCACGCCUACCACACAGCAUGCGUCUCGGGACUCACUGAGGCAGCCUCUCAAGAAGUUUUUCGUCUGUCCCCCCCGGCAGGCCACCGUGCAUGCGCGUGCCGCGCGCCGGCGAGCGCAGCAGACUGGCGCCCAGACUCGCAAGCGCGUCCGCCGCGUUCUCCCGCUGCAGACGCGCCGCCGACGCGUGAGAGGGACGCGAGCGCCCCAGACGCACGCGCGGCCGCAGAGGCUGAACGAACCGCAGACAGAGGACAGACGCACACUCAGGGCGGCGACCGCGGCGCUGAAGAGCAGCAGAAAAGAGAGGUACACGACGAGUCCGCGGCGGAGAGAGGAGAGGGAGAUGAGCGCGAAGAAGAGGGCGACUCGCGAGCGGAGCUUCUGCAUGAGAGCUCCGCGGGAGACGCACGUCAAGAAGGAGGGGAGGGCAGCGAGGCGCGGGCAGCGAGGGAGACCGGCAAUCGUCUCGCGUGGCUGGACUGCUUAGCCGAUCCGCGCGGCGCCGCGCUGGCAGCUCAAAAGUCCGCGGCUAUCACUGCGGCGACAGUCUCUGUUUCACGGCGCUCGCCGUUUCGUUCUGCGUCGGCGCGCUCUUCUUCUCUUCCGUUUCCGUGUUCGUGGAAGCACGCGCACCGCGCGGCAACUGACGCCCCUGCGGCAUCGUCGUCGCUCCGCGGCGCCGAGAACGAGGCCGUGGGGCCUAGCCAGUCGCCCGCCGAGAAGCACGAUGCAGUGAGCGCCGAAGAGAAGGCGCAACCACAUGAGGGACCCCAGGCGCCGCGUUGCGGCGUUCCGCCGUCGUUCUCGUCUCCCGAGAACGCCCCUCGGCCGCUGUGUACUUGCCUCGCGUCGAUGUCUGAGAAGCAGAAAGGCAGCCUCGCAGAGGCCGUCGAGGCUGCCGAGCGCAGUCUCGCCCGCGUAGUCUUGAUUUUCGGUGGACUGGUGGGAUGUGCCGCCGGUGGAGGGCCCUCGUCCGCGGCUGCCAAGGAGAAAAAAGACGAGCGUCUCUCUGAGAGCGAAAAACAGCCCUCUGGCGCGCUGAGAGCGGGCUUCCCCGCGGGCGCCUCGGCCGCCGCCGGGAAGACCUGGAGCUGGGGCCGUGCGUCCCUCGGCAGGCAGAAGGAGAGACGGAGAGAGAAGAAAGAGAGGCGUGAAAAAGACUUCGAAGAGGACGAACUCUGCCUCCUGGGCGAGCGCACCCCAGAGGCGGCGGGAGGCCUCGAAAGCCGAGACCGCGAGGCCGCGGCGCCCUCGUCGCCUGCCAAAGAGGCGCCGAAGCGCUUUCCAGUCGGAGAAGGCGACGCGAGAAAAGAGACCUCAGGCGAUGGACGCGUUCCCAUAGCGUCUGCAUCUCUCCCUUCAGAAAGCGCGAGUUUCUCCGGCUUUGCAGGAAGCUCAGCGGCGUCUGGGCCUCUGAGCCCUGUCGGGGGCCCUCCCGGCGCCUUGGGCUCGCCGUCCUCUUUGGUGUCUUCUUCCUCGCGGUGGUCGAAGCUGACGACUUGGCAGCGGCUGUGGCUGGACCCCCGGGAGGCAGCCACUCCGGCAGAGAUCUCCAAUGCGCUCUUUGAGUACUACGUCGACAGCAACGUCUGGGUGAAGUGCGAGGCCUCCGGAGACAAACCGUCGCCACGCAUUCGACAUUCGGCGGCCGUCGUGGGUGCGUACAUGCUAGUCUACGGCGGCCGAGGCGCGGACGGAGCUCUGUGCUGCAUGUCGACGCUGUAUCGACUGCACAUUCCCACGAAGACGUGGGUCAGCAUCUCGCUCGGCGGCGUCCGCGUGCCACGCACGGAGCUCGCGGCCGGCCUCGUCUUAAACAACUGCCUCUACGCGUUCGGUGGUCACGACAGCCAGGAUCGCGUGACGAAUCUGAUGGUCGCGGCGCAGGUCGGCGCGAACCUCGCGGCGCGCCCGAAACAGGGCGCUCGGAAGCCGCGGCCCAAGCUGCGAGAGAAGAAAGACCGCGAGGCCCCAGGCCGCGCUUGUCGUUUCAAUGCUUCACGGCCGCCUACGCAAGCCUUGCGCGGGUCGCCUGCGGAGGAGGCUCACGUGCUGCCCAAAGGAACAACGCUCAUCCGAGGACAGCGGUUUUCGGGGCUCAAGCUCGCGCGCUCUGCGGGCAGAGUCAAGCGCUUUCGCGAUGGACUUCUUGCUUCCCACUCCCCCUUUUUCAAUCUCCACAGCAGCGGCACCGCGAGGGUUCGACUGCGAGACAGUCUCCAGGAUCCGCUAGAGAGUUUAGAGAGCUCACCCAGGGCUCCGGCCUCCGCUUCGGAAACUUAA